GUUGCAUACAGAUGAGUUGGUAGCCGGUCUGAGCUGACCCACAAACUCAUAAAAACCAACAGGGUCUCAGCACCGUCACCUGGGAUACCCAAACUCUUGGACCAGAGGUGCAAGGUCUUGCCCACAUCAAGGAUCCAGCUGCUUUCUUGGGGACCAAGAAAUUGAGUUUUUGUCUCUACACUUACUCUGGCAAUCCAUGAGAUCAGAGUGUUGACAGAAAGAAUGUUCAAACAUCUUCGGAAAUGGUUUGUUGCUCACUUUUUGGGGCAUUCUCGGCAGAGAGCAAGGCUGGUCUCCAAAGAUGGAAGAUGCAACAUAGAGUUUGGCAACGUGGAGGUCCAGUCAAGGUUUAUAUUCUUUGUGGACAUCUGGACAACUGUGCUUGACCUCAAAUGGAGAUACAAAAUGACCAUCUUCAUUUCAACCUUCUUGGGCAGUUGGUUCUUCUUUGGUCUUCUGUGGUAUGCGGUAGCCUACAUCCACAAAGAUCUCCCUGAGUUCCAUCCUUCUGUCAACCACACCCCUUGUGUGGAGAACAUUAAUGGCUUGACCUCAGCUUUUCUGUUUUCUCUGGAAACACAAGUGACCAUUGGAUAUGGAUUCAGGUGUGUGACAGAACAAUGUGGCACUGCCAUUUUUCUUCUUAUCUUCCAGUCUAUACUUGGAGUCAUCAUCAAUUCUUUCAUGUGUGGUGCCAUUCUAGCCAAGAUCUCCAGACCCAAAAAACGUGCCAAGACCAUUACAUUCAGCAAGAACGCAGUGAUCAGUAAGCGGGGCGGGAAGCUUUGUCUCCUAAUCCGAGUGGUUAAUCUUAGGAAGAGCCUCCUUAUUGGGAGUCACAUAUAUGGGAAGCUCCUGAGGACCACAGUCACUCCUGAAGGAGAGACUAUUAUUUUGGACCAGAUCAAUAUCAACUUUGUAGUUGAUGCAGGGAAUGAAAAUUUAUUCUUCAUCUCCCCAUUGACAAUUUACCAUGUCAUUGAUCAAAACAGCCCCUUCUUCCACAUGGCAGCAGAAACCCUUCCCCAGCAAGACUUUGAAUUAGUAGUGUUUUUAGAUGGCACAGUGGAAUCAACCAGUGCUACCUGCCAAGUCCGAACAUCCUAUGUCCCAGAAGAGGUGCUCUGGGGCUACCGUUUUGCUCCCAUGGUAUCCAAGACUAAGGAAGGGAAAUACCGAGUGGAUUUCCAUAACUUUAGUAAGACUGUGGAAGUGGAGACCCCUCAUUGUGCCUUGUGCCUUUAUAAUGAGAAAGACACUAGAGCCAGGAUGAAGAGAGGCUAUGACAAUCCCAACUUCAACUUGUCAGAAGUCAAUGAAACAGAUGACACCAAAAUGUGACAGUGGUUUUUCAACAGGAGUAAAGCAAAAUCUUGAAGAUACCUAGUGACUAGAAGUAUUAGGAAGCAAUCAACAAUUUGAGGAUAUGAAAUUAGGACAAGAGCCUUCAACGUCUAUCAGCACCAUGCCCCUGAAUCCCACAGCCACGAUCUUACAAGACAGGUAGCUCUACAAGUCAACUGCAUUAGAACAUGCAAUAUUCUUACAGGAAAUAGCAGUAUGGAAGCCAUAGUAGUUCACUUGGAAUCUUGAAUAUGAUUAUUUGAAAUCAUGCAGUGUUGAUAGAAACAAAAUCAUCAAAAGUUUCACAGACAGGCCAAAUGAGAUCUUAAAAGUCUCCUUGAAGAAGUUAUGAGCUUUAGAUAGGAUCUGGGAAAAACCAUAUUCUCAUUUUUAGUCUACUGAUAAGAAAUAAGCCACUUUUAACAUUGGUUUUUAUCAAGGGAAAAAUGGUCUCCCUUAGAGAGCCAUUUUUGGUUGGUUGGAGGAGAUGAACUAAUCAGAGACAGUAAGAAAAGACUGGUAGGUACUCCAAGAACAUUUGUGAGGCUCUGAGCUUCUC
Messenger RNA from Leptonychotes weddellii (Weddell seal), 1903 nucleotides. The record is from RefSeq and is a predicted model, not a curated record. NCBI's taxonomy places the organism in Eukaryota, Metazoa, Chordata, Mammalia, Carnivora, Phocidae.